AACUGGAAAGAUUAAUUUUAACAAAAUGUUGUCGAGAAGAUAAUACACGAGUGUUUCAAAAAUUCGCGCGAGCGCCUGUUAUCUUCUCUUUCCCACGCGUUUUAGCGAUGUGACAUGAGUUCUAUGAGCUUUGGCUGAAGUGUUGCUAGAAAACGCCGGAAAUCAGUGUGUUUCAUUUUAAAUUGGACGUAAAGCUAUGCACAGCUUCUUUUAUGUCGAUGCAAAUAAAUCUGUCGUUUAUUUAAAGUCCCGAAAAUAUUUUUAAGACGACUAGCAUUUCAGGUGUAUAGCUUACCCAAUGAAUGCCCGCAAUUUUUUCGCGAACCAAAAAUGUAUUCGACGUCACCGUUACAACAACCACUUUUGAAUUCCGUUCUACCAGAAACUGCAACCGCAAGUCAGUGCAAGUUAAAUGGAAUAUUUCUUAUGGAGUUUCGUCCUCGGCAUAACAUCUGCACAUUUUCAGUACGCUCAAAUAUUACAUGUAUUGACAUCGAAGUUCGUCUCCAACCAAAGCAAAUUGAAUUUUACUUUCCCUAUAAAGAGGAGAGUAUCUGCUUUCAAAUGCCACCGUUCUUUCAACUUGACCUGCGUGGACUUAGUAAGUUUGAUACGGAUCAUACGUGGACCACGUUAGAGGAUGGAACCCUUUCGUCAAUUUACAGUACUUCGUCAGGAUUAACAUUCAUAAAAUGCAGAAUGAUCAACCCACCCGAUACUCCGGUGCCUAGCGUUUUCAGAGGUGAAUUUGAACAGGCUUCCAACAGGUUUCACGACAUACGUUGUGAGGCAUGCUUAUCGUCUAUGUUAAAGAAACCCGUUUUAUUUAGAAGAAUACUGCCCUGUCCCAACAGUGGACUGUGUCCGUCGGAAAAUGAUUUUUUUUGUCACCCAGUGCACGAAAAUGGACGUAACUGUCAAGGACAACCACAUGAGAAUAGCGGGACAACAACACCUAAUUAUCGAGUAGCUCUGGAAGAAGCGGCCAAUGCAGAGGAAGCCGCUUAUGCGGAGCGAGAUGCUGCAAAGGCAGUAGCUGCCCUUCGAAUCGUGCAGACAGUUGUGACUGUUGCAGCUACAAGAACAGUAUGCACGAAAGAUAAUAGCCAAGACACCGGCAAUUUACCUUUGGGACCAGUUGAGACAGUGUUGAGCAAUGACAAGAGAGCAAGUACUUCUAGUCGACACGAAGAAGAACCAAAAGAAGAAAAACGAACCUGUAUUGAAGAUCCGUACUCCAAGACGAUAUCAAUUAAGCCAAGCUAUUCGGCACUACAGUUAUCGAGUGUCACCUUAAAAAAACGCUUCGUAAAGAACAUUGUCUCAACAAGCAAUGCUACGCAAGGAGAAGAGGAGGAAGCAAGUAUCGCCAAAUAUCCUAACGAGAACGUCAAAGACGUUGAUCUGGUUGUAAACACAGGUAGCAUAUUAAAGCAAACGGUGCGAAUUAAACAAGAGGACGGACACCUACAAGUAUCGCUACCUGAUAUUUCUGAGUACUUCACAUACGUGUCACGCGAAAAUGAACGACUGGCAAACGUAAAGCAAAAGCCAAUAACACUAGAUGCUAGCGAGCUGUUCUUCACGGUCAACAAGUUUGUCGUCGACGAAGAGAUUUUGUCAGACGAUGUCGCGAAACAAAUACUAGGCGACAGUAUUCUCUGUCCCGAAUGUAAGAUAAUUGUGGGUGUAACAACGUAUCCGCGAAGUCAACCUGUAAAAAGCAAUUCAAGGCGCGUAUCAUUCUACCGGGUUCGUGUGCUGCUUGAAAAUUGUGAAAAUCAGGAAGUGAUAGCAAAACUUAGUUACCAGCAGCUUAUAGCUCGGCUGCUUCGUCAGCUCAUUGCGUACAAAUUUCAAGUCCGCCUUUUUCUGAUGUCGGAAUCAUCACCAGAUGUUUUAGUUAUCUGGGUCAUGGAAAGCGACAUUCUUGUCUAUGACAGCGAGAUAUCAUUUGAACCUGAUACUGAAAAGAAACAGAUACACUUUAAAAGGAAACACAAGGUGUUAUUCACGAAGACACUUCGGAACGCAUCUUACAUUCAGCAUUUCUCAAACGCGGUGACAGUUCUUAAACAAGUCGUGCUGCAGGACACUUUGGAUCUGAUCUAUGAGCAGCUUGGGGCGUCGACAAAGUCAAAUUUCUUUCGCGAAGAUGAAUCUAACUUUGAAGGACACGAAAUCGGCUACAUUGACGCGCUUGCUUAGAUCAGGCCUAACAUUGUUAACCAAUGUAGCUAAAAACAAAAUAUGAAAUGCCAAAAACAGGUGUGCAUUGUAUAUACAUAAAUAUAUAUUCAUCUAAAAGCGUACGUCUAAUGUAUUCUUCUGCAUACUUUUACCAUGGGCAUACUAUAGGACAAAGGUCAUGUGCACAUAUUACCUGCACUGUAUAAAUCAUUAACUAUAUAACCUAUGAAUUGUUUAUGCUGAAGAUAAAUAGCCAUUUUUGCAGCGUUAACAAAUAUAUAUGUAUUUAUUGCCUACUAGUGAUAAACUACUAACCGAAUAGCGGGUAGCUUACUUAGAGUUUCAAAUGAAAAAUGAAAAAUUGUGACUCAAUAAAGUUCUAAACAUAUUUUCUCAGUGUAAUGUAUAUAUAUAGUUGCGGAAACAAAGGAACGGAAAUGCAAUAACAACAUAGAACAAGCAGACGUCUAUUGUUUUCUAAUAGAGCUAUAGUUAUAGGUAAACAUAUUAGAAAUUGAAAGGAGAGCAAUAAAGUAAACACGC
Molecule: messenger RNA, 2733 nt
Organism: Varroa destructor (honeybee mite)
Lineage: Eukaryota; Metazoa; Arthropoda; Arachnida; Mesostigmata; Varroidae
Biological process (GO): protein monoubiquitination; proteasome-mediated ubiquitin-dependent protein catabolic process; protein autoubiquitination
Cellular component (GO): cytosol; ubiquitin ligase complex; nucleus
Molecular function (GO): ubiquitin protein ligase activity; ubiquitin conjugating enzyme binding; cyclin binding
Source: RefSeq, a predicted model, not a curated record